Physella acuta is the source of this 1727-nucleotide messenger RNA. RefSeq names its product mitotic checkpoint protein BUB3. The record is from RefSeq and is a predicted model, not a curated record. Lineage: Eukaryota; Metazoa; Mollusca; Gastropoda; Physidae. Gene Ontology annotation, molecular function: protein binding.
AUGACUGAAUCACUAAAUGAAUUCAAACUCAGUAACAUGCCAUCUGAUGGCAUAAGUUCAGUGAAGUUUGGACCCAAUUCUAAUCAGUUUCUUCUUGUGUCAUCCUGGGAUGAGACUGUACGCCUCUACGAUGUCCAGGCAGAUAGCAUGCGCUUUAAAUACUCUCAUUCUGCUGCUGUCUUGGAUUGCUGUUUUUAUGAUGCUGUGCAUUCAUUCAGUGGUGGUAUUGAUAAAACUCUGAAGAUGUAUGAUUUCAACACCAAUACAGAUCAAAUAGUUGGUCAUCAUGAUGCCCCUAUUCGUUGUGUGGAAUAUGCACCUGAUGUCAAUCUGGUAAUUUCUGGUAGUUGGGAUUCUACUGUAAAAAUCUGGGAUCCCAGGCAUCCCAAUAUGGUGGGAAGUUUUGCACAGCCAGAUAAGGUCUAUACAAUGUCAGUGUGUGGAGAUUCUCUAAUUGUUGGUACUGCUGGAAGAAGAGUGCUCGUUUGGGAUCUGAGGAAUAUGGGAUAUGUGCAACAGAGGAGGGAGUCAAAUUUGAAAUACCAGACUCGUUGUAUUAGAAGCUUUCCGAAUAAACAAGGAUAUGUUCUCAGUUCAAUUGAAGGUAGAGUUGCUGUUGAAUAUCUUGAUCCCAACCCAGAAAUUCAGAAAAAGAAAUAUGCCUUCAAGUGCCAUAGAAUAAAAGAAAAUGGUCAGGAGCUGAUUUACCCCGUCAAUGCAAUAGCAUUCCAUAAUGGCUACAACACAUUUGCCACUGGGGGUUCUGAUGGAUAUGUUAACAUUUGGGAUGGCUUCAAUAAAAAACGUCUUUGUCAGUUUCAUAGGUAUCCAACAAGUAUUGCAUCUCUGGCAUUUAGUCAUGAUGGAAGUGUGUUGGCGAUUGCCUCCUCUUUUAUGUUUGAAUCUGAAGUUGAGAAGGUUCCAGCGCCUGAUACAGUUUACAUUAGAAAUGUUACAGACCAAGAGACUAAGCCCAAAUCAUAAUUAAUUGCAAAAUCAAAUUCACAUUGUUUGUUUUACUGUAAAUAUUUGAAUUUUUAAAAUGAUUGUAUGUUCAUUAAGUUAAAUUACAAUGUUUGGAGGAGAAAUUACUUGUCCUUCUAAAAUACUUUUUGUAUCCAUUACAUUGAUAAAUUAUAAACCUCAGUACUCAUUUUUAGAACUUUGAAAGAAUUAUUCAAUGGUUUUUUUAAAAAAAAAAAAAACAGCUGUAUAUAAUUAAUUUAGGAAUUUGUUUUAAAACUAUAGACAUUCAUCAAUGUUGUGCUACCUUUUCAUGGAGUUAAAAAUAUUUUUUAUCAAUAAUAACCAUUGGGCAAGAGGUCACCAAGCCAUUUUAUGACUUUUUUUUACAUGAUGUGCAAUCUGUAAUAAAGAAAUGUGAAGGCACAUGAAAGCUGUUAUUUUUGUCAGCAAUAGUGCUUAGACUUUGACCUAAACAGCUAACCUGGCAGAUAAACAAUAGCAAGACAGGGUCUACUGGUUUGUCUGAGCAAAGAGACUCUAAAAUGUAACAGGAUUUCAGUAUAUUUUUUUUAUAAGAACCAUAAUGUAACAGUAUCAUAAUGUUCACACAUUGGGAUCAAAGUUUGUCUUUUCUUGUGCAGCUAUCACAUUGCGAAGUUGUGUAGUAGCCUCCCAAGUUAAAGUAUGGUCUCCAUGAGUCUCACUAACUGUAAAACAUUUUUCUUAUGUAUGAAGUCAUUUAGUGAAUAAAACAAAGAAUA